This is a messenger RNA of Cygnus olor (mute swan), 3727 nucleotides long. RefSeq names its product cAMP responsive element binding protein 3 like 3 (gene CREB3L3). The record is from RefSeq and is a predicted model, not a curated record. The coding region runs from base 828 to 2930 and encodes 700 amino acids. Gene Ontology annotation, cellular component: nucleus. NCBI's taxonomy places the organism in Eukaryota, Metazoa, Chordata, Aves, Anseriformes, Anatidae. Gene Ontology annotation, biological process: regulation of transcription by RNA polymerase II. The transcript has 9 exons. Gene Ontology annotation, molecular function: RNA polymerase II cis-regulatory region sequence-specific DNA binding; DNA-binding transcription factor activity, RNA polymerase II-specific.
GUGAGGCCAAGCCCAGAGGCUGUGGCCUCUGGGUACUGGGGCAGCCCCUUGCUGGUGGGCAAGGCUCACCUAGAGGCGAGGCCAAGCGUGGAGGACCCAGCCUCUGGGUACUGGGGCAGCCCUGUGCUGGCCCCACCGCCGAGCCCCCAGCACCAACGGGAUGAGGGUGGGGAUGGAGCGAGGCUGUCGGUGGCCCUGGGGUGGUGCCAGGGUGGAGGCUGGGGCAGUGGGUGCCCUUUGCUCGGUGCCAGCAGCUCCCGUCUCCGCGGCGGGGCCAUAGAGCGGGGCGUGAAGGCGGCGCCUGCCCCGUCCCGCCUGGGCAGAGGGCGUCGCGGCGGAGAUAACCGCACCGUGCGGCCUUGCCCCUGCCGUCUUGCGCCUCUGUCACACGCCACCGCGCUCACCGCACACGAGGGAGGGAGGGGGGCAAACUCGUCCCUUCCCUGCAUGGCGGGGUCUGGUGAAACCCAUCCAGCACCACGUCUCCCUCCUCACCACUACCCCACUACCACCAUUUUGGGGUCUAGCAUCCACAGCAGGGCCCGGCCUCACCCAUGGGUGGCACAUCAGCCUCCUGCCCUCGCCGCAGGGCACUCGAGAUGCAACAGAUGGACGCGUUGGUCAACGAGCCCCGGCCCUUCAUGCCUUCGUCCCCCGGGGGACAGCAGGGACCCCGAGGGGCGGAGGGCACAGGCAGCCCCCUGGGGGCCAGCCCAGCCCCGGGCACGAGGACUGGCAGGGACCGACGUGACAUGGGGAGGUGACGAGUGGUAGAGUCCAAGCCAACGUCUUCCCCGGAUGUUCUCGACACCUAUAAAAAGUGAUUAAUGCUGAUACGUUCGUCUGAAAAAAAAAAAGGGAAAUUGUCCCCGAAAUGGGUGAAAGUUCAUGGGCAGCUGCGGAGCCUGGACUUCGCCCACGGGCCCCUCCUGCCCUGCUCGGCGGAGGAGGACAAAAACAUUUGGCUAAUGAGUUACGGGGCGCAGUGGGCCUUCCCCCGGGCUGCCCUGCCGUCGCACACCGCCGGCCCCAAUCAGCACCCGGGCGAUUUUGCAAUCCUGGCCGCUAUUUCUGUGCCGUUGGAGUUUAAACUUUGCCACUCGGGUCAGGGCGAGGAGGAGGAGGUGGCUGGACUCGGCGUCCGCCCCGCUGCCGUGUGCCGAGGGGGUUCAGAAGCCGGGACGGAUCCGCUGGUUUUGGGAUCUCACGCAGCCAUGGCCUCCACUGUGGGUAGCCUCGACAGCCUCGACCUGCUGGACCUCCUCUUCGACCGCCAGGACGGGAUCCUCCGUGGCGUGGAGCUGGGGACAUCCCCGGGCACCUGGCACGAGGAUGGGCACGCUCGGGACGGCGACGACUUCCUCAGCUCCAUCCUGGGCUCUGGGGACUCAGCAUCCGACUCUCCCAGCUGGUCCCCAGCUGCCAGCGACAGCGGAGUCUCCGAGGACCCCUCCUCUGACCACCUCGACAGCCCCCCGGGGUGCUGCGACGGGGUGCUCGGCGAGGCCCCGUACCCCUACGCCAACCCCUGCCAGGUGCUGCCGCUCCCCGGGGGCACUGGGGCCCCGCGCCCCGAGGUCUCCAUUGACCUGGACAUGUGGCACCCCGGCUUCUUCAUGGAGGAGGGCCGGGACCUGCCCGUGGUCUCCGCACCCGCGUCCUGCACCCUCACCGUCAAGGACCUGCUGCUCUCAGGCAGCUCUGACGCUGUGAGUCCCCAUCACCGUGUCCCCGUCGCUCCUUGUCCCCAGCCCUGUCCCUCCCCGCAUGCCAUCCCCUGUCCCUUUCACCAUCCUUCCCUGCCCCUGUCCUUGUCCCCUCCCUUGGACCGUGGUCCCCGUCCUUUCCUCCUUAUCCCUGCUACCUCCAGGACCGCCACCCCAUUCCUGUGCCCAUCCCUUCUUCCCCCCCCCCCCCACAUUUGUCCCCUUUCCCGCACCAUGUUCCUAUUCCUGUCCCUUCCUGGGUGCCACCCUCACCCUGGAAGCGCGGUGCCCACCCGUGGCCCCCCGGGGCAGGCACGGGGCGAGCCUGCAGCCCGGGAUUUUCACCUGCCCGCGGUCCCGCAGCAGCCGCAGGUGCCCAGCUCCCUGCUGAGGCAGAGCCAGGGCCAGUUCCAGGAGCUGGUGCUGACGGAGGACGAGAAGAAGCUGCUGGCGAAGGAGGGGGUGUCCCUGCCCACGCAGCUGCCCCUCACCAAGUACGAGGAGCGGGUGCUGAAGAAGAUCCGUCGGAAGAUCAGGAACAAGCAGUCAGCGCAGGAGAGCCGCAAGAAGAAGAAGGAGUACAUCGACGGGCUGGAGAGCCGGAUGUCAGCGUGCACAGCCCAGAACCAGGAGCUGCAGAGGAAAGUCCUGCACCUGGAGAAGCAGAACUCCUCCCUCCUGGAGCAGCUGAAGAAACUCCAGGCCCUCGUGGUGCAGUCGAGCAACAAGGCAGCACAGACGGGGACCUGCAUCGCGGUCCUGCUGCUCUCCUUCGCGCUCAUCGUCUUCCCCUCCAUCAGCCCGUUCGCCCCGAGCAAGGCCGAGGCAGACGGGGACUUCGGACCGGUGCGAGUUUUCUCCAGGUCCCUGCACAACGCCGCUGCCUCCCGCGUGGCUUACGCGCAGCCCCGAGCCAGGGACGAGAAGCCCCCGGAGCCGCUGUGGUCGGAGCACGCAGGCGAAAGCCUCGAGACGCUGCACGAAGCUUUCAGCGGCCGCUCCUUCUCUCCGCGCCCGGAUGAGGCUUCGCCCCGCAACAGCAGCCAGCCGCUCGCCUCCGACAGCCUGAGCCACGGGGACAGGGAGCGAGACGGAGCCACGUCGGGGGAUGGCAGCACGUCGGGGGGUGGCAGCACGUCGGGGGACGGCCUGGCAUCGCUCGCGUGGACCAAGGGCGACCACAGCAGCCGGCCCGCGGUGCUGGAGCCGGCCGAGGAGCUUUAAGCAGCACCCAGGGACCACAGGGGAUGCGCCGGGGUGGCUCAGCACCCCAUCCCCUCUGGGACAAGCCCUCGGGGUGGCCCCCCAGGGUCCCCCUCCAGGCGUGGACAGAUGCUGGACCCACUUGGCUUUGCUUCUAUCUGUGAACUGGGAAGAGAAGACUGGUUCCCAUUGGCCUUACUGGGAGGGAAGGAAGGGGCUGCUCCUGCCCCCUGGGUGCAGCGGGGGUUGCAGAAGGGACAGGGGGUUGGUCAAGGUGGGGAGGAGGGGACCCAAAAGGCCCCGGUCUGGCUGGUUGUUGACACUGCAACGUGGUGGUUUUGUUCACCUUUUUUUUUUUUUUUUUAAACUUCAUUUUCAUCACUAAAUAAAGGUAUUUUGGAAAAAAAAUCACCUGCCUUUGUUUAAUACAAUCGGGUUUUAUAGGCGUUUACUAGGGUGAUCCACAGGGUUCCUUGGGCAGGGGACCUCUCCGAUCCAGCUGCCGUGAGGUGCCAGGACCCAGCAGAGCUGGGAUUUUGCUGUGAGCCACCACCAGAUCAGCCCCCGCUCUAUUUAAGACUGCAACACCUGCCCCAAGGACCCCGUCGUGUCACCCCCGCAGCGUUACUGGCCCAGCACCCUUGUCUCUGGCCCCUCCGAGGUCUGUAGGGCACAGCUGGGCUCUGCAAACCCCUCCUCACAGAGAGGGAAUUGCACCGAGCGGGGCCGCGCCGUUUUCAAGCAGGGGCCGUUCCUCCCCGGCUGGCAGGUGCGAGCUGCCCAGACACACACAAUUCGAGUGUAUUUAAUACUUACAU